AUGAUUGCUAGUAAUGAUGAUUCUGCAGUAAAGAUUCUUAAAGACACACUUCAUCAGCAUUUCAAGAUCAAGGAUUUGGGAGAUUUGCGCUUCUUCUUGGGUCUUGAGAUUGCUCGUUCUGCUGCAGGAAUCUCUGUAUCUCAGCGCAAAUAUGCUCUGAAUCUUCUUUCUGAUGCUGGCUUGUUAGCUUGCAAACCGUCUUCGGUUCAAAUGGAUCCUGUCGCCAAACUCAGUAUCAAAUCAGGCACUCUCUUGGAUGAUCCUACUCCUUACCGUGCCUUGAUAGGGCGUUUGUUGUACAUGACGAUAACUAGGCCUGACAUCACCUAUUCUGUUCAUAAUCUGAGCCAGUUUAUGUCUGCUCCUACAAACGUUCAUCUUCAGGCAGCUCACAGGAUCCUUCGCUAUACCAAAAACAACCCGGAUCAAGGUCUUUUCUACUCUGCUUCAUCUGAACUCUGUCUUAAUGCUUUCGCUGAUUCUGAUUGGGGAGCUUGCCCAGAUAGUCGCCGUUCUAUCACUGGCUAUUGCAUUUAUCUUGGUAGCUCCUUAAUCACCUGGAAGUCGAAGAAACAUGAUGUUGUUAGUCGAAGCAGUAUAGAAGCAGAGUACCGAAGCAUGGGUCAUGCGACUUGCGAGCUGUUAUGGUUUCAGCAACUUUUCACGUUUCUUGGCAUCACGGUCACAACUAAGGCGAAACUCUUCUAUGACAGCAAGUCUGCGAUCUACAUUUCUACAAAUCCGGUGUUCCACGAACGUACCAAGCACGUGGAGAUCGACUGUCACACCGUCCGUGAUCAAGUCAAAAACGGCUUUCUCCGGUUGAUGCAUCUUUCAAGCUCUAAUCAACAGGCUGACAUCCUCACGAAACCACUUCAACCGGGGCCUUUUACGUCUAUCCUCCAUCGUAUGUCCACUUCAAGCCUCUUCACUCCAUCAUCAGAGUCCAUACCUUCCACUUCAUCGGCUUGA
Molecule: messenger RNA, 972 nt
Organism: Brassica oleracea var. oleracea
Lineage: Eukaryota; Viridiplantae; Streptophyta; Magnoliopsida; Brassicales; Brassicaceae
Exons: 1
Coding region: 1-972 (323 amino acids)
Source: RefSeq, a predicted model, not a curated record